Messenger RNA from Schistosoma haematobium, 7451 nucleotides. RefSeq lists its product as uncharacterized. Gene Ontology annotation, cellular component: membrane. NCBI's taxonomy places the organism in Eukaryota, Metazoa, Platyhelminthes, Trematoda, Strigeidida, Schistosomatidae. Bases 4546 to 6675 code for a protein of 709 amino acids. Gene Ontology annotation, biological process: transmembrane transport. The record is from RefSeq and is a predicted model, not a curated record. The transcript has 16 exons.
AGUUCGUUUUCGUAGAGUCUUUAAUUUAAAAAACUGUCAGUCACCAUGUGUUUUAAUCACUCAAAUUAAAGUUGUGUAGGUGAAUUUCGCGUCCUUCCGCGCAUGUUAAUAAUCCUCACUAUAUAUUUGGUUUUCCUUGUUUGUGGGUCUUCCGCGAGAUCGCUCUUCAAAUUUCCUGUGUAUCAAUAUAAACGCAAAGCCACAAACGAACAGUUGUUUCAGAAAGUUGCCACAAACUGUAGUGAUACUUGCCCACUAGAACACAAUAGCUCUUCACUCGAACAUACUAAAUGUGUUCGUCUUUGUAUGAGCAGAAGCUGCUACAACUCACUUUAUGGCUUUGAUGAACUAGAAGAAGGUGAAAUUGACGUCAGAUUUUCAUCGUUUAAAGGUUGUGUUCUGCAAAAGCUGAAAGAGAAGGGUUUUCGUGUAAUAUAAAUUUUUAUUUCAGUUCACUUUCCAGAGAAAUGGACAACAAACCUACGUCGAUAAGAUCAUCUUUGCCUACUGCUACUAAUUCGACAGUUAACUAUCAUGAAGUAUUCAGUGAGUUGGUUCCGGUGCUGACUCAGUGUUUUGGUGUAAUUCUCUUGGGUUAUAUCGCUGGCCUCCUGAAAAUUUUUUCGGAACCCCAAGCUAAGGGACUUAACCUCUAUGUCACUAGAUUCGCUUUGCCCAUUGUAUUUUUUCGCGCCAUGGUAAUAAUUAAUUUUUCUGGUGUCUGUUGGUCUUUCGUCAUGGCUAUAUCUAUCAGUAAAUUGAUCGGUUUUAUAAUGGCAAUUACGUUCACGUAUUUAAUCAGUCGACGUUUUCAUCUGGGCAUAGCUGCUAUUGUUGCUAUGUUUGUAUCGCAGACCAAUGAUGUAGCAUUAGCUUAUCCUAUACGUGAGUUGUUUAUAAUACUCUCUUUUCCAUUAAUUAGUAAAAUUAACUUGCUUUUGGAUAUUUAAAUGAUGAUAACUUUCGUUUUUAUAUACUCGCUUGUUGAUUUUAAAAUAGACUUCAAGUGUACCUAAUAACGAGUGCUUUAAGUUAAAAAAAAUUAGUCAUUUUAAUAAGCAAACGUAUUUGUAUUCGCGUAUUGGGUUAUAAGCUACGCCAAUUGUGUAAGUUCUGGUUUUUGUGCACAUUUGAGCAUUCAAUAUUUCCUGUUUGCUCACACCCUGACAGUAAAUCUCUUUUUGGAGGAUUUGAAAAUGAAUUUCUGUGGUAUUGAUGACCUGUAAAUGGGAAUCCAAACCCAAAAGUUAACUAUUAGAAGUCGUUCACAUGUUACCUUUUUCUGUUCUCUAUAUUAGCUCCCUACUUUCUAAACUUCACCAUCAGAACCAAAAACCAAUAGCGCAAGAAGGCGAAUGUUCUUUUUUUGUUAGUUUGACAAUACUUUUUCAACUUAUCCUUUCGUAUUUAAGCAGGUUGUCUCUGAGGACGCUGGUUAUCCGCUGAAAAUACAUUAUUGUUCUCAAAUGACAUUGCAGUCAACUUCAUCUUCAGGUUUAAUACUCGAUGUUUUUGGUCUUUACUCUUUCCGCGUAAUCUAUGUGGUAUGGCUGAGCCUUAAUAAACGUGUCCUAACCAACAUACCUUUGUUAUGCCAUCACAAUAGGCGAACCGGAUUUCUGCGCCAAGGUAGGAACAACGGAGUUCGAAUAUGUGAACAUUGCGUUCAUAUCAGUCAGUCAUAUCUCUACACAAGGUAAAUAAUAGUCGGGCGAAAUAAAGAUACAACCUUAAUUCACUAUGACAGUUACUCCGUUAUUUGUUUGCUAACUGCAUUCAAAGUUCAGCCAUUUUUCCAUUUUCUGAACUGACCGACUAGAUAAAUGUAAAGCACGUAAUACAGUAGUUAAUUACUUCACAUAACUUCAGUCCUGAACUGCCUGACGGAUAGAAGACCGGUAAAAAUAAUGAAAUUAUUGAAAGAGGUUAUUAAAUGAUAAGAAAUAUGUAGAAGAACAGUAAUUAAAACAUGUUAAUUAAGUUAAGAUAAUAGGUGAAUGUAUCAAUGACCAUGGUUAGUUUUAUUCUAUGCUAUAUAAAUCCUUCCAACCUAUGAACUCGUUUUAAACAUUUAGUGGCAGAAACUUGAACACCAUGACCACUGAACACCCGUCAUUCAUGUGGUGAACCAUAGUAAGGAACGUCAGAUGUUGCAAAAUCUAUGGUGUCGAGAAAAAUAUUAGUAGCCACUGAUAUUGAAUAACAUCCUUUGAAUCAUCCUCCGUAAAUGGAACCGCAAUAACUAUUUUCUUACCCUAGAAAUCCUAAGCUUUGUUGGUGAUUUUAGUUGAAAUUUUAUUAAUUUUCAUCCAGAGACUUGACAUUUACAAUCAUUAUAGUUUUAGCCACAUAUUCCUUGUCUGUAAGAUUGCUUCUCUGGAUAAUUUACUGAAAAUUGCUAUGUAUCAUAUAUGUUAGAUAAAUCUCUACGGGUAAUUGGCUCAUCAUAUAAUUUUUUAAUAAUUGCACCCAAUCAGUCUUAACCAAUGUACGACCUGGCUCAGAUAUGUACCAAUCUCAGUUGUCACACUAGAUCAACAUAAUGAAACGAAAUUAUCAAGACGAAUAGCACAAGACUUAAGACAAUAGUAUCAUCAUUAAUAGUAAUAAAGAUCAACUUUAGAGAAUAUGGUCCGGCCAGAAGGAAUAAAAUAAUAAAUCUGAAUUAACAAUGAAGCUCAGCACUCAGAAAAAAAGAUGAGAAAUAAAUACAUCUGUAUCACUGAGGUCGACUCAGAAAGCCCGAUUGGUUUUUACCAACUUGCGUCACUUAUGGCCUAGGUGAAAUACCCGUUUUCCAACCAAUGGGCGAGCUUGCUGCGCAGCAGUUCGCUCUGUUCUACGUUGUGGAUGUGAGACAUGGUUAUGAAGAGUAAAGGAUAUUCGUGGUUUACUGGUAUUCGAUCAUAGGUGUCUGCGAAACACUACUCGUGUAUUUUGGAAACACGGAGUAAGCAAUGCCUGGGUUAAGAAUAGAAUACUAGGCAAAGAUGGCAAAUCUAUUGAUGAGGUAGUAAAUCUUCAUUAACUGAGGUGAUUUGGAUAUCUAUUACCUAUGCUCAGCCACUACCUACCUCGAUGAGCGAUGUUUUCUGGUGCAGGAACAGACCGGAAAAAGGCUAGGGGCGGCCAAACCAAAACAUGGCAUCAGUCCAUGAAGUCACUGGUGAUUGAACUUAGCCAUGUUAUUAGGCACAUACCACCUGGUUGGGAUCCUCGUGAUUGUCGUAACCAGCGGUUAGAGACUUUAGAUGAAAUGGCUCAAAAUCGUUUGCAAUAGCACAGGCGCAUCCACUCUUCGUCUCCCCUCAAAUCCUAAAAUUUUAAAUUCCCCAUAACUUUUUCUUGUUUUUAUUUCACUAAUUUGUAUUUUCUUUUCCAGUCGUAUCUUCCAUACCUAAUCUUUCGUAUUACCUCUGAUACUGUUACUACCUCUACUAUUUUGAGGUUUGGCCUGACAAAUUCAUCUCUCUGUGCUAAUGGCGUAUAACAACUUGAACCAAUGUACAUAAGUACAGGUUCUACGUUGUGACUGACUGAGACCGAUUUCGAGAUAUGCUACUUAUAGUCUUCAGCCAUCGCACAUGAUUAUCAUGUAAACCUCGACUAGAUAAUCUGCACCGUCAAACAUGGUUCAUACCAGCAGUGAGUGACUCAACGGACUGAUACUACACCUUGGUUUGAUGUCCCCUAAUUUUAUUUCAACUUAUUUCUGCUCCAUCCAACACUGGGCAUUGUGGUAACUAGUGGUUGUGCACCUGUGACUUAUGUCUCGAUUACUCAGUCAAUGGAUAACUUCGUAGCCUCAACAUACUUGAAAUAUUUACCUAUGACCCGGCGUUUAAUCUCUGCAGUAUUACUUACCUAACUGUUCUGCUAUAUGCCAUCAAUUAUUUGAAUAUUUUUGUGAUGAAAUAAGAGUAGCUAUGGAUAUCCUCUACUCUAGAAACGUCCUAUAUCACAGCCCUAAAGUAGGACAGGGGAAUAAUGUCUAGUAUAUUCACUGUUUAAUAAACAGAGAGAUAUCUUCCUUACUCAACAGGUGAGACGAUUUAGUAAAAUCUAAGCAAGUGUUAUGUGUUGGUACCAGGAUUUUGCCAGCCACCAGCUCAUUAAGGGUGAUGAAACUUCAAUAACAAAUGAAGUGAAAAAUGCACUUAACUACUUUCCUAGCACUCCCUUCGGCCUUUCUGGGUGUUGAUACAAAUCUGUUCUGAAUCAACAAUUCACAUUACUGGUCGAUUACAUUCUACUGUCAUAUUUUCAUUAAAUAACCAUCUCUUUGUUUCCCUCUUUUAAAUUUUAGUCUAUGCUCUUUUCCCUGAUUUGGCUAGUUAUAUUUAUUUAUUUGCGCCAAUCCAACUGAUUGUUCUUAAUCCAUUCGCUUAUUUUCUAUUGGAGCUAGAACGAGUCAGACUAACUAAUAGUGAGCUUAAACCGUUAAUUCAUAGUGAAGAUAGCGAUAUUGAUAGAAGACAAUUAAUAGAUGGUAAAAGCUCGAAUUCAGUCCCAUCAUGUGGUCGAUGCCAACAAUUGACACAGGUUAUGUUCAAUGUUCUCAAGAAUCCUUUAAUUUUCAUGACUUUAAUUGGUAUCAUUUUUAAUCUUAUAUUGAAGCACCAUUUACCAGUGUAUAUAAAUGGCUUGCUCAGUGUUAUAGCUGACUCCUUCGGUGCGACUGCUUUAUUUUCACUCGGUUAUGGUAUGGUUGGCAAAAUGUCUACCAUCACUCAAAGAGAAGCUUACAUUUUGACAACAAUCCUAUUGACAAAACUUUUGAUUGUUCCUUUUAUUACACGUGAACUUGUUGUUCAAAUGAUGCCUAUUGCAUUGGCUAAUGAAACAUUACGUUAUUCUACAUUUGGUUUCUUGUAUGGUACUACACCGACAGCCCCACCUGUGUUCUUAUUUGCUGCUGAAUAUCAAGUUAUACCUGUGGCCAUCGGUGUUGGUCUUGUCUUGGGAACAUUCCUAUGUGUGCCAAUUAUGUUUAUUUCUGCACGUAUUAUUACAUUGUACAACGCAGAACCAAGUGAUUAUGCAAGUAUACUCGGUACAACUGUUGAAGAUAUUUCUUGGAUUAGUAUUGUAUGCUGUAUUUGGACAUUGGGUGUACUUUGUGUUAGUCGAAAAGCUAUUCGAGUUCCUAAUCGAUUCACAUUAUGUCAUUUAAUUUGUGUGCUAUUCACUUGUACUGGAUUAUUACUUGGUCGUUUCGUAAAUUAUUAUUAUUAUGGUAUUGAAGAAAGUGUAAACGGUGGAAAAUUGAGUCAACCAAUACGUUGGUUAAAUUACUUGCAUUUUGCAAUAUUCUUUUUUGGUUCUACGGGUACACGUUGUUGGACCACAUUAAUCGCAUUAGUUCUUGUUAUGGAACGUGCACGUAGUCUAUGCUUUGUAUUACGAUAUCAAUUGCAUAUUUACUUAGCUGGCUUCUUAACACCUGCAGUUGUCACUGGCCUACUACUGUUAACAUCAUUUGGUCAUAUGGUGAAAGAUAUCGAUCCGAUUUUUCAAUGUGGUACUAAUCAACUGAUUAUAUCAAUCGUAGUUUUGAUAGUUAAUGCAUCUGGUACUUUAGCCUGUUUAAUCAGUUUUAUACGAAUCGAUGUUCCUGUGCAAGAUUGUUAUGAGAUUAAAGCAUCACCAGAUGUAGCAGAAGGAAUAUGUCGUUCACAACUUUGUCGAAAUUUCAACGAUUUUGACAAAAAUGAUACCGAUCAAACACAACAGUCUCAACAAACUUCUCCGAGUAAUUCAAUCAUUACAGACAGUUAUCGAAUCACUAGAAACAGUGAUGAUUCCGAGUUACUAAGUUGUAGAAAUUCACAAAUUCCACAGUCAUGUGAUUCUGCGAAAUUCUGUAAUCAAUGUGACAAGAAACAACGAAAAGAAUGUGCCAAAAUUCUUGCACGAUAUUGUGAAACAGAUCAACCUUCCAUGAUAUCGUCAACAUCAGCUACGCAUCCAAUAACUCAACAAAUUUCUUUAGGACUUGAGUUGGAUAAUGUUCAUGCCCAGGGAAACAAUAAACCUCCACAUCAUAAACAUGUGAUAUUCUUAAUAUUAAUAUUAGUUACAAUGUUUCUUGGUAUUUGUCUGUGUACUUGGAGGCUUGUACAUGAUGCUCCAACAGGUGUUUACAUAGUUCUCGAAUUUUUGGAUGGUUCUUUUAAUUUUGGUCAAGGUGUAGUUUUAUUUGCAUUAUUUGGUCUGGAUGCAGAUUUGUUUAUUGCACCGAUAAAACGUUUCUUAUCACGUUGGUUUAGUCAUUUCACCAGUAAACAAUUCAAUGGAAGUUUCAAUGAAGCUUUGCAUCAGACAACUGUUGAUAAGAAUAAAAUUGAUAAAAUAGUGAAUCAGUUUGUGAAAUUUCAUCUAAAAUCAUGUUCAACAAAUAUUGGUACUGGGAAAAUAAUUAAUUCAAUUCACUACGAACAAAUAUUUUAUCAGUACACCCUGGAACAAUGGUUAAUUGCCGCCGGUAUCACUGAUUCCAAUGAAGAGACAUUAUGUUAUAUAGAAUGCCUUGAAUUAGGUAAUAUUAUAACGUGUAUCAGUCCUAUGACAAAUGAAUCAUUUAUGAAUAAAGAUACAAUGACUGCAAUAUCAAAUACAAAACGCUUGUUAACAUUCACUGCUUAUGCUUGGGGUUUACAUAAUAUAAGUUACUAAAGAAAUUAAUUAUAAUUCAUAGCAGAAACUAUAAUAGUGUUACAUUUUUUCUUGUCUACAUUAUAUAUCUGUCACAAAUAAACAAUAGCUUUCAUAGUUAUCCGAUCAUUGACUGUUCCUGACCAUUACUUACUUACAACAUGUUCAAGCUCACUUGUCUUUCGAUGAUCAUGAGAUGUGUUUUUAUUUGCUUUUCAUAUUCUAAUCCCGAUGGGUUGACGACCAGGAGAGGAAGGAAAAGUAACACCUUUCAAUAUAACAACUUCAUAGUCUAACAAAACACAGUGAUAGUUGUUUAUUCCAGCUUUUUUUCUUUUCAAUAUCAUUCCAAUGUUUGUGUAUUUUCUUCCCUGAUCAUUGACAAACUGAGAUUACCCAUCUAUUCUUGUCAUGUUGAACUUUUGUGCUUUUUUUCGUUUGUUUUGUUUUAAAAUUUGUUGUAGCUGUUGCCGCUUUUCUAGUCUACACUUUUUUUUGGUUGCACCUUUGUAUGUAUGUUUGUUGACUGCUGUCUGUUUAAACAUUGAUAGCGAUUGGUUAAUUAAAACAAUAAUUGUUUAGUUUAACUAAGCUAUCUAUCUAAUGAAUUAGGAAAUAGGCAUAUAUAUGACUGGUAUAUUUCAUAGUUAUUAAUAUAAUAUGCUAAUAUGGCACAAAAUACCUCUUAACAAAAAAUGUCCAUAACAACUAUGUAUUCCCCUCUUUAGCACUUAGCUUAUAUGGGACACUGAGAAAAGUUGUACAAUAUUCUGAGUCAUUGUGUCACUUGAUGAUGA